This is a messenger RNA of Australozyma saopauloensis, 1419 nucleotides long. RefSeq lists its product as uncharacterized. The record is from RefSeq and is a predicted model, not a curated record. Gene Ontology annotation, cellular component: cytosolic small ribosomal subunit. Bases 1 to 1419 code for a protein of 472 amino acids. NCBI's taxonomy places the organism in Eukaryota, Fungi, Ascomycota, Pichiomycetes, Serinales, Metschnikowiaceae. The transcript has a single exon. Gene Ontology annotation, biological process: translational initiation. Gene Ontology annotation, molecular function: ribosome binding; tRNA binding; protein binding.
AUGGCCAAAAACUACAACAACAAGGAAAUCCACUUCUACGAGUUGAACUCUGCAUUGGACAUCAAGAAGCCCACCCACAAGUACCGCGUCCAGGACAAAAACGCAUCUUUCCAGACAUUCAAGCUCAGUCCCGGUCUCAAUCCGUCCGUUGCUGUGUUUAUUCCAGAAAAGGGAGGCAAGCCUGCCGAAGUGGUCAUUUAUAACAUCCCCAGCUUCAACCAACCCAUCUGCUCGAAGAACUUCUUCAAGGCCGAGAAGUGUCAAUUGGUGUGGAAUGCAUUGGGAACUGCUUUGCUAGCUCUUGCCUCCACGGACCAUGACACAAGCAACAAGUCCUACUAUGGAGAAACCAACUUGUAUUUAUUGGGCAUUGCUGGCUCCUACGAAAGAAUCGACUUGAAGAGAGAGGGUCCUAUCCACGACAUCACUUGGUCGCCUCUGGCCAGAGAAUUUGCUGUCUCUUACGGUUACAUGCCAUCGGAGACCACGUUCUUUGACUCCAGAGGUAACUCCAUUCACUCUUUGCCAACAGCUCCAAGGAACACCAUCUUGUACUCUCCACAUGGAAGAUACGUGUUGGUUGCUGGAUUCGGAAACUUGCAAGGUAAGGUCGAUGUCUACGAUCGCCAAGAUAAGUUUUCCAAGGUAUGCACAUUUGAGGCUGACAAUACCUCCGUGUGUGAAUGGUCUCCUUGUGGUAGAUUCAUCUUGACUGCAACCACCUCCCCUAGAUUGAGAGUGGACAACGGAUUGAAGGUGUGGCAUGCCAGUGGUAAAUUGAUUUACUUGAAAGAAUACCCAGAGUUGUUCUCCAUAUCCUGGAGACCUCAAAAGAUCGACAGAUUCCCUGCAUUGAGACAAUUAGAGGCUUGUCCUGAGCCAGAUGCCUCCGCUAAAGAAUUUCUUGCCAAGAAGGCUGCUGCAAGUGGAGGUAACGUAGUCAAGAAGGCAGGCGCUUAUAGACCACCCCAUGCCAGAGUUGCUGGUGUUGCUGCUCCUGCUACUACUUUGUAUCAGAAGGAGAUGCAAAAGAACGUUGCAUCUGAACCAUACGUGCCGGGAUUUGCGGCCAAGAGAGUGGUUCCAGGCGCAGCCCCUCCACCUGUGGCAAAGGAGUCGAAGGCUGCAGCAAAGAACAGAAAAAAGAGAGAAGCCAAAAAGGCUACAGAUGAAGCUACGCCUGAGCCUGCUCCUGUUCCUGCCUCCGCUGGGUCAGCUUCCGCUGUUGGAAGCGUUGUUGGUGGUGUUGUCUCGUUGGAGGAGAAGAAAAUCAGAUCGUUGUUGAAAAAGCUUCGGGCUAUAGAGACCUUGAAGAUGAAACAGGCACAAGGAGAGCCUUUAGAAGACACACAGGUUAGCAAGAUUAAUAAGGAGGAUGAGCUCAGACGUGAGUUGAGCAGUUUGGGGUGGACCGAGUGA